This is a messenger RNA of Phytophthora infestans T30-4, 537 nucleotides long. RefSeq lists its product as uncharacterized. NCBI's taxonomy places the organism in Eukaryota, Oomycota, Peronosporomycetes, Peronosporales, Peronosporaceae. The transcript has 3 exons. The record is from RefSeq and is a predicted model, not a curated record. Bases 1 to 537 code for a protein of 178 amino acids.
AUGAGCACCACAAACAACAACAAGAAGGGCGGAUCGGAUGACAAGAAGAAGGCACACCCACCUUUUGAUGGCCAGGACUUCGAAGUGUGGCUGGAGCGAAUGACUUUGAAGCUUCAGCGCAAAGGACUAGCAAAGGAGAUCCUGUACGAUGGUAUGACUGACAAGAUAAUGAAGACGGUCAAGUACGAGGCAACCCCGUACAAAGUGAUGGAACAUUUGAAAAAACGGUACAUCGGAAAGACUUACUUUAAGUAUGCUGCGGAAAUGACAAAGUUGAGGAAGCUGCAGUUGGACGCCAAGGGCAAUAUGUCGGACCAUCUCGGCGAGAUCCGACGCCUGAUGGACAGGAUCGGGCUGCUUGGGAAGCCACUAGAUGACUACGAGAAGCCGGCUCUGCUCAUUGGCUCGCUUCCCAGUGACUACGACAAUGUGGUGGAGACGUUCUUGGCUUCUCACGUGCCGACUGACCCAAACGAACCCCCGAACUAUGAGCAGUUGGAGCAUGCCCUUGAGACUGCAGAAGGCGCUGUUUGCUGA